This is a messenger RNA of Mesocestoides corti, 312 nucleotides long. Lineage: Eukaryota; Metazoa; Platyhelminthes; Cestoda; Cyclophyllidea; Mesocestoididae. The record is from the annotation of a GenBank genome assembly.
AUGCAGAUUAGCAGACCAGAAACUGCUUCGACAACUGCGCCAAAUGACGGCUCAUUCAAAACGCCACCGCGGGUUGUGCAGAAUGACGUGUGUCCAGGCGCCCAAAGAAAGGCCACACCCAGCAACAUAAAUGCUACCAAGGUGGCGGUAGAUGGCUUCAAUUCUGUUUCGCAGAACCUUACAUUUGACGAUGCGUCGGCAUUGGACGGUCAGAAACAGAGAACACCUGCAAAUGGGUCGGCCACCGUUGGAAUUCCCCAGCAACGCGUCUGCGAAGCCAGCACUCCAAUCAAAUGCACCAAUUGUCAAUGA